Molecule: messenger RNA, 3185 nt
Organism: Mus musculus (house mouse)
Lineage: Eukaryota; Metazoa; Chordata; Mammalia; Rodentia; Muridae
Gene: Degs2
Product: delta 4-desaturase, sphingolipid 2
Exons: 3
Coding region: 65-925 (286 amino acids)
Biological process (GO): lipid metabolic process; sphingolipid biosynthetic process; lipid biosynthetic process
Cellular component (GO): endoplasmic reticulum membrane; membrane
Molecular function (GO): catalytic activity; sphingolipid C4-monooxygenase activity; sphingolipid delta-4 desaturase activity
Source: RefSeq, marked validated
AGGUAUGCUGUGACAGGUGAACACUGCGCAGCGGAGAGCUCGCUAGGGCUCCAACGUCCCCACCAUGGGUAAUAGCGCGGCCCGCAGCGACUUCGAGUGGGUCUACAGCGACCAGCCGCACACCCAGAGGCGCAAGGAGAUGCUCGCCAAGUACCCAGCCAUCAAGGCCCUGAUGCGGCCAGACCCUCACAUCAAGUGGACUGUGUCGGGAAUGGUACUGGUUCAGGUGCUGGCCUGCUGGUUAGUACGGGGACUCUCUUGGCGAUGGCUGCUAUUUUGGGCCUAUGCCUUUGGUGGCUGCAUCAACCACUCGCUGACACUGGCCAUCCAUGACAUCUCGCACAAUACUGCCUUUGGCACAAGUUGUGUCUCCCGAAACCGCUGGUUUGCCAUCUUUGCUAAUCUGCCCAUUGGCCUACCUUACGCUACAUCCUUCAAAAAGUACCAUGUGGACCACCAUCGUUACCUGGGUGGAGACGGGCUGGAUGUGGAUAUUCCUACGAACUUCGAGGGCUGGUUCUUCUGCACGCCGGCCCGCAAGCUGCUCUGGCUGGUGCUUCAGCCUUUCUUCUAUUCACUAAGGCCUCUCUGUGUGAACCCCAAGGUAGUGACACGUAUGGAGAUCCUCAACGCCCUGGUGCAGCUAGCAUUUGAUGUCACCAUCUUUGCCCUCUGGGGGAUCAAGCCCAUAGUCUACCUUCUAGGCAGCAGCCUCCUGGGUCUGGGCCUGCACCCUAUCUCUGGUCACUUUGUGGCUGAGCAUUAUAUGUUCCUGAAGGGCCACGAGACUUACUCCUACUAUGGACCCCUCAAUUGGAUCACCUUCAAUGUGGGUUACCACAUGGAACACCACGACUUCCCCAGUAUCCCCGGUUACUACCUGCCACUGGAUGACUGGAACCCAGUGAGAAGAGAUGUGCUGUAGACCUCACCCCAGCCUCUCCUACCCAGCCCCAGCACUGAGCAGGCACCCUGUUCUAAGGUCCUGGUGGCCAUUGGAGUUCACAAGGUCCCCAUGGCUACUCUCCUGGCCAUAUUGACAUGACCCUUGACAUCAAGAGCCAGAGGCUCCCUGUAGCCACAAUGGAGAUUAAGUGCUGGGACCCUCCCUGGGUGGCCAUGGAUUGUUUCUGGCAGUGUCACAGGAAUCAGGGAGUCUGGGUGGUGGAAGCCUCCUGUGGCCUCACUGAGCCUCAGGACCACUUCUGACACCUGACACAAUGAACAUGGAGUCCUCACAGCCCACCCACCUGAAACACUGGGGCUGUGUGCAGGACCUGGGGCUCAGCUCUACCAGUAGGAGGUGCCUGGUAACCUGUCUACCCUCCUGGGGCUGUUUUGAUGGAGCCCAGCUGCUUUCUGAGGCCCCCUCUUUCUCCUGUUAUCCUCGCAUGCUCUGGCCUGCACAUUUCCACCAGGGCAGCCAAGAGCCGGCGCGUGAGAGUGAGCCAGAGCCUGAGUUUGGACAGUGAACAGUUUAUUAUUGUGUGGACACAACGCGCACUGCGUGGACAGACAGACUGCAACACCGUGGCUGCUGGAGCUGUGCUGCAUUCUGACAGCUCUGUGGCAUGGAAAGGCCACACUGCACCCAGCUGCUCCCUGUCAGCUGAGGCACCAACAGUGUCACCUAGGAGAAAACUUGGAAGCCAUCUAAUAAAGCAGGUGAUUUGGGGGUGUUCUCUAUAAACCAAAGGAACGUACACUUAAAUAAGCAAAUAUAAAAUACAAAAAAAAGAAUAGACCCGGUGUUCUGUGUCAGAUACACUAAAAAAUCCAGGAGUUGAAGUUUGUUUCCUCAUUUUAAGAUUGUAUCACAGGUUGAGACUUAAGUACAUCCCAGCUUCUGCAGGCUCGAUGCUCGCUGGGGCCAGCACGGCUCCUCGCAAUCCUCCAGGACUGGUGCCAUCUUACGUGGUGCUGAUCCCACUUAGCUCCUGCCUGAUGGCUAAGGGCAGGACAGGAGAGCGGGCUCAGUGUAGAAGGAAGGACCCUGCUCAGGCUGCCAUGGGCACACAUGGGCUAGAGGCCCAGCAGCAUGGCAGCUCUGAUACAGACCUUUGGGGAGGAAACCUAGCCCUCAUGGGCUUCUACCCACUAAAGACAGGAACGUGAAAAAGCCAAAAACUAUGCCUCACCCCAGAGCUGGGUUGGGCUGCUUGUAGGAGGGACCCAGAGUUUCCCUGAUUCUGACAUCCACUCAGAGGUGUAUGUGAUAGAGCGGGAGUCUCUGGCUGCAGAGCUGUUAUGGACUAUGCUAGUACCAUGGCCUGGCCUUUCUCCUCUAGGACAGGUUCUGUUCUGGACACCUGAACAUCUGUUAAGUCCUCCCAAAUGCCUCCUUUCUUCUUCCGGCCCCCUCAUUCUGCACCCCAUUGCUUAGCUCCCCACACUCUCCCUCCCUCUUUCACAGGCCUCUGGUAUCCUCCCAGUGGACAGACAUGGCUGGAGCAGGGUCACCGUUAAGUAAUGGGAUCUCUGCAGGUUCAGGACCCUCACAUACUUUCCAGGGGCUCAGAGCAUGGACCUACACGGUGAUGGCAGGCAGUGACUGAAGCAGUGACAGGAGAGCAGUGACUUCUGUGCCCCUGCCUCCCUGCAGAGGGACAGUACUCAUCAUGUCUUACCACUCCCUGUCUCUUCCCAGGUAGCUAGCUGUCUUGAAGAUGGCCUGUUGCACUCAGUGUUUCCUACUCAGCUAUUUUCCCAAGUGCCAGAAAGGGAGCCCCUCCCAAACCCGCCCUGCCCUGCCCCACCCGGAAGCUGGAAGUGCCUGGCAGCCAACUAUUCUUUAGCUGUGCUGCUUCCUUCCCUGCAUUCAUGAACGCUCAGACCUGUAUUCCAGUAGGACUGGACAGACAGGACUUGCGCCCUCUGUGGCCAAGGGUUGUAGCUGCUAUAGAGACUGGCCACCAGGUCCUCACAGUACAUCUUCCCCAUGGGAGUCUGUCAUUAGCUGCCCCUCUGGCUUCAUAGGCCUUUCUAGGACAAUCACUGCUGCUGGCCUGGGAACCAGUGAGAAGCGAGGCAGCACGUGGGCAGCAGGCAUAGGUGCAGACGCAGGCUAUGAUUUGCUGCUCUGUUCCAGCCCAAGUCAUCCCUCAAAGGCCCUGGUGGGGUCAGGUGCGACACAAGGGUCACAGUCUCAGUUUUUAGUUUCCCAGAGCUCUUCUGGGAAGGAGAGA